CAGGCCGAAACUUUCACUACCAUGCCUCCUUCACUACCGUCUAGAAAACGCAAGGCGUCUGCUGUGGAUGAUGUCGUUCAAACCAUCCAAAAUCUCGAAAAGGAGCUCACUACUGCCGUGUCCACUGGCCUCUCUUUGAAUCCCCUUGCUGACCUCUUGGACAUCGCUUUGGAGACCGAGAAUUCCGUCUAUCUCUCCAAGACUAUAUACUCUCUGUACCGUGUCUUUGUGCUUGCUAUUUUGCGAGGCCUUCUCUCUGGUCCCGACCGCAACCCGGAAGCACGGGCUGUCCGCACCUGGCUAUUGGAGAGGUUCCACGCUUUCGUCGAGCUCCUCGCAGGUACUCUAAAAGAUGAGGAAGUGACUUUGAGGACGUCCGCUCUGGACAUCAUGCUCUCUCUUCAAAAACAUCUCUCUUCCUCACUCACUCGUACGGCCGAUAGCAAGCAGCCGCCUCAAUUCCACGCUUCCCAUUUUCGAAAGAUAGUCUCCGCUCUUCUCCUCUGUCCUCCUCCGCCCCGUGCUACAAACACAAAGAAGCGUAAGAUUGAUACCCAUGGCAUCGACGAUCGUACCCUCGACCCCGAAGUCCGCGACCAUUUCGUGAACACCUGGCUCAGUGUCCACGACGACAUCAGAUGGUUCUUCCUUCGCGAUGCAGCAAUUUCACUCGCGAAACAUCCUCAUAGCGAGGCGCCCCAGCUGGCGGGGAAUUUGCUAUCUAUCCUCGAGCGUCUUACAACAUUCCCGACGGAACCUUCAGAGCUGAAUCAGUGGUGGGUGGAGGAGCUUGGCUCCAAGCCACCAUCUUUGCAAAAGAUUGGAGAAGACAAUGACGAAGCCGACCUUCCGGAGGAGACUGGGGAAGACCAUGAAGACGACUGGCGCAAGUUCUUUGACGAGCCCGCCGCGAAACCUCUAGAUGGCAAGAAGGCAUCUGUCGGGCGUGUACAUACCCUGACACUUCACCAAUCCUUGCACUCUCUUGCCGCGCAUCGAGCUGUCUUCACUAAGACUUGGCUCGCGCUGCUUCCUCGGCUGUCACUAGGCUCGCUCGAGUCGAGGAAAGCCUUCUCUCUCCGCGUGCUGAACGUGCUUCACCGAGGUGUGAUCCCUCACCUGACGCGACCCAUCUUGAUCAUGGACUGGGUGAGCUCUUCCGUAGACCACGGGGGUACCAUCGGUCUUCUAGCGCUCAAUGCGCUCUUCACGCUCAUGAAAGAGUACAACCUCGAUUACCCAUCCUUUUACACUCGGUUGUACGGCUUCCUCGAUAGAGAUGUGCUACACCUCAAGCACCGCGCUCGUUUCUUCCGACUUACGGAACUCUUCCUCAGCUCGACACACCUUCCCGCAACCAUCGUCGCAUCAUUCGUCAAACGAUUAUCGAGACUUUCCCUCACCGCGCCGCCGGCCGCAGUCAUCAUGCUCAUUCCCUUCACGUACAACAUGCUACGUCGGCAUCCUGCGCUGAUGGUCAUGAUCCAUCGCUCCGAGGACAUCGCCGGAGCCGAUUACGAUGGUUUCAUGGCUGCGGAGCCCAAUCCAGCGUUGACGAAUGCUCUUGAGAGCUCAUUAUGGGAGCUGUACAGUCACAGACAGCACUACCACGCGUCUGUCUCGACGCUUGCCAAAAUCUUUGAGGAAGCAUUCACACGACCAAGUUAUGCGAUGGAAGACUUCCUAGAUCAUACCUACGGAACGCUAUUCGACACGGAAGUGAAGCGUAAGAUUCGGAAAGCACCCGCGGUUGCGCCUUCUCUGGAGCUUUCCCAAGUACUGGAUGAAGAUGGUUUGGGUGACCUGUGGACAAUUGCUUGACUGAAUGACCGUACAUUUAAGUCUUCUAGCCAAUGAUCGACCUAUGCCGAGUGUAUCCAAAGCACGCACG
Dichomitus squalens LYAD-421 SS1 is the source of this 1891-nucleotide messenger RNA. RefSeq names its product CBF-domain-containing protein. Gene Ontology annotation, cellular component: nucleolus; Noc4p-Nop14p complex; small-subunit processome. Gene Ontology annotation, biological process: ribosome biogenesis. Bases 22 to 1821 code for a protein of 599 amino acids. The transcript has 8 exons. NCBI's taxonomy places the organism in Eukaryota, Fungi, Basidiomycota, Agaricomycetes, Polyporales, Polyporaceae. The record is from RefSeq and is a predicted model, not a curated record.